GCCAAACGCCGUCCUCAAGUCAGAGACAGACACCGAGACGUUAACUGUAACACAAAUGAUCUCAGACACAGGAUCUGACCACAGAUCAGACCCAAAGAGACUGAGUCUGGGUAGACUUUGCUGUCCUCCUGCUCCUGGCUCAGAGUACUUAUCGGUAUUACACCAGAGCCAGGGGACGGUUAAUUCCUAUGGAGAUAGUUAUGCGUUAAACACUGGAGGUGAUGAUCCGUCUUGUUCUUACACUACAGAGAUGGACCCUGGCAACAUAUCCUUGGGUUUAGAGACACAGACUGUUCGGUCCAGAGGGGACUGGAACCAGUACAGUAGUAGUGUAUUCUCUGAAGGGUUCCUAGAUAAGAAAGGGGAGGGUCUGGUCAUAGAUGAAGUGACUGUGAAAGUGGAAGGUGACACUCCUCUGACAUGGAAUGCAGAUGAGACUCCGUUAGGAGAAGGACACUCGCAGGGCAACACCAGUGACUUCUUAGACUACAGGGAAAGCUUAGAGACAACCCACUCCCCUUGACAUGCGUUCAGCGGUCCCGACCCAGUGUCCACGUCGAUGGGGCCUUCCGAUUCACACGGCCACAUCCUUUUUGAUCAGGUAUUGAACUCAAAAGACAGGACUAGAGCCCAGUCUCAGGGAGGUGGAGCCACAUCAGGCACUAGUAAAGAGAAACGGUUCCUCUGCAUGUUCUGUAACAAACGCUUCAGCUGCACCCAGAAGUUGGAGAUCCACCAGAGGGUCCACACAGGAGAGAAACCCUUCAGCUGUACCCAGUGUCAUAUGCGCUUCGCCCAGGCUGGCAACCUGAAGAGGCACCAGAGGGUCCACACAGGGGAGAAACCAUACAAUUGCCCCCAGUGUGAAAAGAGGUUCUCCCACCAACACCAACUGAAGAUGCACCUGAAGGUCCACACUGGAGAGAGGCCGUUUGCCUGUAAUCACUGUGGGAAGAGGUUCUCAGAGAGGAGCUACCUCAGGAUACACCAGAAGAAAAACCAUUCCACUCAAUAACAUCGAAAGAAACCAUUCCACUCGAUAGCUUCUGACAUUUCAAUCAAACCCUGCAUUAAUCUAGACUCAGCUAGAUGAUGUACAUGCACAAAGUAAACAACAGUAGUGGGUCAAUUUGCGCAACUUCUCUGCGGUUUUGGUACCACAGCUACCAUGUUGUAGCAACGUGAAGUGAACCCGUGUGCAUGCACAUAUACUCUGUGUGACUGUGAGAGAGCAAAGUCUAGCAUCACGCUCAUCAAAAUAUUUGCGGUGGUAACCUCAGUCUUCCUUUAAAAAUGAAGGUUCAUUUUGAUUGUUGUCAGAAUAACGGGAAUAACAGAUUUCUGGGUAGAAUAUUUUAUUCAAGCAUUGUGUGAUUUAUAAAGGCAGAUAUAAGCUUAAUGAGUCUCUUACAUAGUGUUUGUACUAUGUAGGCAAUAUGAUAUUCACAAAUGCCUAUUUCAUUACUUCCAUUCAACUACUUAAAUCCCCCCCCCCCAAGACACUUUUAAUUAGAAAAUUAGUGCAGUUCAAGUCCAUGCAGAUUUGUAGUUGGGCCGGGGGGUAUGUGGUGGUUUCCAUAUGGUGUAAUUAAAACGUGUUUAUGUUUAAUAAACACGAAAUGGAACUUUUCAUUCUAAGACUUUCAUUGAGACUCUCUUUAAUAUACAUCUCACCCUAUUCUGCAUAAACCCAACAGUGCUUUAUAACCUAU
Molecule: messenger RNA, 1712 nt
Organism: Oncorhynchus gorbuscha (pink salmon)
Lineage: Eukaryota; Metazoa; Chordata; Actinopteri; Salmoniformes; Salmonidae
Product: protein krueppel-like
Exons: 1
Coding region: 560-1015 (151 amino acids)
Biological process (GO): regulation of transcription by RNA polymerase II
Molecular function (GO): DNA-binding transcription factor activity; RNA polymerase II cis-regulatory region sequence-specific DNA binding
Source: RefSeq, a predicted model, not a curated record